GAGGGUACAAUCGUAUCAUAUUAUCGUUGAAAUUAUAUGGACAAGGAGUAGAUGAGAAUAUAUAGUUGCUGUGAAUAUUAAAAAUAGAUCAUAUAACUCAUUAAGUAACUAUGUCUCCACCCAAAACUAAAAAAUUAAAUAGUAGCACAGCUAGUAUAGCAAGUGAUAAACGAUUAUCAAGAACAAUAUCAGUUGAAUCAAUUGCUCCUAAAAUAUCACAAUUGUUUAAGAGAAAUAGAAAAAGAGGAUUUGAAGAUGAUGACUCCGUAGUCUCUUCACCAAUUGAUACACCACGAGAUUCAGACGCCGAAGAAGAUGGCGAUAAACAUAAUGGUGAAGAACCAGUAACUAAAAAGAGAAAGGUUAAAACUAAACAAGAAGAAGAAUUCGAAGAAAAUGAAAGGAAACUAGAUGCUGAGUUACCGGAAGAAUUAAGAAAGUUCAGACCAGCUGGUUAUAAAUUCAAUUUACCACCUACUGAUAGACCAAUUAGAAUUUAUGCUGAUGGAGUCUUUGAUUUAUUCCAUUUAGGACAUAUGAGACAAUUGGAACAAGCAAAGAAAUCUUUUGAAAAUGUUGAAUUGGUAUGUGGAGUACCUUCAGAUAUUGAAACUCAUAAAAGAAAGGGAUUAACUGUAUUAUCAGAUCAACAAAGAUGUGAUACUUUAAAACAUUGUCGUUGGGUUGAUGAAGUUAUUCCUAAUGCUCCUUGGUGUGUUACUACAGAUUUCUUAGAUGAACAUAAUAUUGAUUAUGUUGCUCAUGAUGAUUUACCAUACGCUUCUGCAGAUUCAGAUGAUAUUUAUAAACCUAUUAAACAAAUGGGUAAAUUUUUAACAACUCAAAGAACAGAAGGUAUUUCAACUUCAGAUAUUAUUACUAAAAUUAUUAGAGAUUAUGAUAAAUACUUGAUGAGAAAUUUUGCUCGUGGAGCUACUAGAAAGGAAUUAAAUGUAAGUUGGUUUAAGAAGAAUGAAUUGGAUUUAAAGAAACAUAUUAGUGAUUUUAGAGUAUAUUGGGAAAAGAAUAAAGAGAAUUUUAAUAAUGUAUCUCGAGAUUUAUAUUUUGAAAUUAGAGAAUUUAUGAGAGGUAAAAAAUUUGAUGUACAAUCAUUCUUAGAUAAUAAUAAUCUGGCAACUACUAGUGAUUCUGAAGAUACUAUAUCAAGAAUAAGUUCACCAUUAACAGAAUUUGCUGCUAAAUAUAUGGGAAAUGCUAAUAAAGAUUUAAAUAAUAAUAAAUCUAUUUUUGCUAAUGUUAGAGGUUGGAUUACUCGUGAUGAUCAUGAUGAUUCAUCUAAUGAAGAUAAUGAAGAUCCAGAUACUCCAAAUUUAGCUAAAUCAAAAAUUAGACCCAUUAAAGUCCCUGUAACUCCUAAUAAAUCUAGUCCAAAAAAGCCUAGACGAAAUUCCACCAAUAAAAGAGCAAAAAAGUAAUAAACCUUUAAUAAUUUCAUUUUUCUAUAUUUAUAUAUUACUACUCAAUCAUCAUUAUUACCUAUAUAAUAAUAACAUAUAGUAAGGACACUUUGCACAUUAAUGGCGAAAAUUUAAAAAUACAUAGUAGUGCCCGUUGCCUCUUCGCG
This is a messenger RNA of Scheffersomyces amazonensis, 1585 nucleotides long. RefSeq names its product choline-phosphate cytidylyltransferase (gene PCT1). The record is from RefSeq and is a predicted model, not a curated record. Gene Ontology annotation, cellular component: nuclear envelope. The coding region runs from base 111 to 1436 and encodes 441 amino acids. NCBI's taxonomy places the organism in Eukaryota, Fungi, Ascomycota, Pichiomycetes, Serinales, Debaryomycetaceae. Gene Ontology annotation, molecular function: choline-phosphate cytidylyltransferase activity; phosphatidylcholine binding. The transcript has a single exon. Gene Ontology annotation, biological process: CDP-choline pathway.